AUGGAAUUCAACCCGGUGCUGAAACCAUACCAGCUUGUGGGGGUCAAUUUCCUUCUACUGUUGCAUCAGAAAGGCAUCGGCGGAGCAAUUUUGGCUGAUGAAAUGGGUCUCGGCAAGACAGUCCAGGCUGUGACUUACCUUAAUCUCUUGCAACAUCUAUAUGAUGACCCGGGUCCACACCUGAUAGUUUGCCCAGCUUCAGUGUUGGAAAAUUGGGAAAGGGAACUUAAGAAGUGGUGUCCUUCGUUUUCGAUCAUCAUGUUUCAUGGUGCUGGAAGGACUGCCUUCUCAAAGGAGUUAAGUUCCUUAGGCAAAGCAGGAUGUCCAGCUCCAUUUAAUGUCCUACUUGUUGGCUACUCGCUCUUCGAAAGACGGAGUGCUCAACAAAAGGAUGACCGCAAGGCACUCAAAAGAUGGAAAUGGAGUUGUGUAUUGAUGGACGAAGCACACGUGCUGAAAGAUAAGGGCAGCUUCCGAUGGAAAAACCUUAUGGCUGUUGCACAACAUGCUCGUCAGCGGCUAAUGCUGACGGGAACUCCACUUCAAAAUGAUUUGCAUGAGCUAUGGUCAUUGUUGGAGUUCAUGAUGCCUGAUAUAUUUGCCACAGGAGAAGUUGAUCUCAAGAAGCUAUUGAAUUCAGAAGACCAUGAGUUAAUUUCACGUAUAAAGUCCAUCUUAGGGCCAUUCAUCCUUAGGCGCUUGAAGUCGGAUGUUAUGCAGCAACUUGUCCCGAAGACGCAACAUGUUAACUUUGUCUCCAUGGGAUCAGAGCAGCUUAAAGCUUAUAAUGGAGCCGCAAAUGAGUACCGUGCCAUUUGUGAGGCUCGUACUGCAAAAUCUUCUGGCCAAUAUCCUCAAAAUGUUGUUGGAUUAAUUCCAAAGCGUCAAAUAUCAAACUAUUUUAUGCAGUUGCGUAAGGGUUUUUCAUUGCUCCCACAGAUUGCCAAUCACCCUUUGCUUAUAAGGCGCAUUUACAGCGACAAAGAUGUUGAACGAAUCGCAAGGUUGACGUAUCCUAAAGGCGCAUUUGGCUUUGAAUGUUCCUUGGACAGAGCAAUCCAAGCGCUAAAGAACUACAAUGAUUUUGCUAUCCACCAAUUGUUGAUUACACAUGGUGAUGCUGGUACAAAGGGUGCCCUAAAAGAGGAGCAUGUAUUUGCAUCGGCGAAAUGUCAGGCCUUAGCAGAGCUUCUACCUUCUUUAGCAAAUAAUGGUCACCGAGUUCUUAUAUUCAGCCAGUGGACCACAAUGCUUGAUAUCCUUGAAUGGGCACUGGAAGUAAUAGGAAUUACAUACAGGCGUCUCGAUGGAGGCACCCCAGUAAUAGAAAGGCAGACUAUAGUGGACACUUUCAACAAUGAUCUUUCGAUAAAUGCAUGUUUGCUUUCAACUAGAGCUGGAGGUCAGGGGCUGAAUCUAAUAGGAGCUGAUACAGUCAUAAUACAUGACAUGGAUUUUAACCCUCAGAUGGACCGGCAAGCUGAAGAUCGUUGCCAUCGCAUUGGACAGCAGAAACCUGUCACUAUCUAUAGGUUAGUGACAAAGGAAUCAGUUGAUGAAAGCAUAUACGCAAUUGCAAGGAGAAAGCUAGUACUGGAUGCUGCUGUUCUUCAGUCUGGAGCAGACUUAGAUGAUAGAACUGAUGUACCUGAGCAGACAAUGGGAGAGAUUCUGGCAUCUCUUCUUCUGGUGUGA
Messenger RNA from Triticum turgidum subsp. durum (durum wheat), 1695 nucleotides. NCBI's taxonomy places the organism in Eukaryota, Viridiplantae, Streptophyta, Magnoliopsida, Poales, Poaceae. The record is from the annotation of a GenBank genome assembly.